This is a messenger RNA of Carlito syrichta (Philippine tarsier), 214 nucleotides long. RefSeq names its product sperm-associated antigen 11-like. Gene Ontology annotation, cellular component: extracellular region. The annotation marks the transcript as partial. Gene Ontology annotation, biological process: antimicrobial humoral immune response mediated by antimicrobial peptide. NCBI's taxonomy places the organism in Eukaryota, Metazoa, Chordata, Mammalia, Primates, Tarsiidae. The transcript has 2 exons. The record is from RefSeq and is a predicted model, not a curated record.
AUGAAGCCGCAACUCCUCCCGCUCUUCGCCAGCCUUCUCCUGGUGGCCCCUCUCUUCCCAGGACUGUCCAGAGCCCUGGACGUCAACCGCUUGGGCACCGAGGCUCCCCGAAGAUUCGAGGAAGGAUCUCUCGGGCAAGGAACGAACGGGUCUCAUGUGCUACACCACCAAGCGAAACGCGAGUUCUUACCACCGCGCACGCCCCCUUAUAAAG